AUGCAAUCCACGCUAUGUAUAGCAUGGGCGGUCUGUCUUUAAAAGCGGACGAGUCUGGCAUAGUAAAAAAGGUAUAAAGCAAAUAAUUAUUAAAACAAAUAAAAAAUAACAAAACCAAAAGAAAGAGGGAAAUUAAAUUUCUUCAUUUCCUUUUUAUUUCCUGUUUACCCUACAUAUACUCAACAAAAUCAAACUAAAAUGGUUAAGAAAGCUUUGUCCUAAAAAAACAUGGUGCAAACUUGCUCCAGAAUCACCCGCUCCCAAUCCCAGAUAUUCAACUUAGAAGAGGCUUCAAGAUAAUCUAACAAGAAAAUCUCAUCACAAAAUUAUCUUGAGGAUUAUGAAGAGUCUUUGAGCUAAGCCCUAUCUGAAAAUUUUGAAAACUUCGAUCAAACAUCCAUUUAGGCCUCUAAUGGGGGAUACAGUGAUCAAGAUGAUUAUUUAUUCUCUGAUAAUGAAUCCACUGCCUCAUUUAGAUAUUGCAACAAGUCUAUAUCAAAGAGUUCAAAGAGCUCCAAGUAAGCUAAAAGCGGAAAGCUCAGAUCUUCCCGCUCUCUUAGAACUGCUACUGAGUUCUUAGAAGAUAAAGAAGAAUCUAAUGAAGUUUCAACAUAUGAUUAUAAUAUCUUGAGAUUCUAAAACUUAAAGAGAAAGAAAACCUUUAGAAUUUACUGCUUCAAUGAAUAGGACUUAAAGAUACCCUAAAAAUUCUAAGAAAGCAUUGUAUAAAAUGAAUCUGAUGAUGACAAAGAAAGUGAUAAUGAACAAGUUAAUAACGCAAUCAAUCAUGUUCACAAAUCUCUUUUGGAAGCAAUAGAAGAAGAAAAUGCUUAUUGA
Messenger RNA from Tetrahymena thermophila SB210, 837 nucleotides. RefSeq lists its product as hypothetical. The record is from RefSeq and is a predicted model, not a curated record. The transcript is spliced from 4 exons. Lineage: Eukaryota; Ciliophora; Oligohymenophorea; Hymenostomatida; Tetrahymenidae.